UUAUAUUCUUCAGCAUUGAAAGUUUUUAUUUACUGCAUUUUGUUAUUUAUCAUAUCUUCAUAAAACACCCAUUUUUAUAAAAUAAAUCUAGUCUCUCACGCGUCUACGAUAUUUUUUGUGGUUAAUAAUAUUUUUAUUGAAGAAUAGGACCUAAAAACCGCACCCUAUUUCUAGGAAUCCAACGCGCCAUGAGAUCCUUCAGUACCCUCGGGGCUUUCACAGCCCUCCUAGCCAGCUCAGCUGUCGCGCGCAUGGUCACUCCCGAGGACAUUGACAGAUGCGUUGUGGACUCAAAGAACCAGCGCCACGAGAAAUGCGGCAUCUACCGCCCCGGGACCAUUGAUUACAACAACUGCAUGGCCCACUGGACCGAGCGCGCUGUUCAAUGCUACCCCAAUGACAGACCUCUCACCCGCGAGCAGAUCAACAACCGGAAUUCCGAGUUGCAGCGUGCUGGUAAUUUCAGAAGCGAGGUCUCCCGCUUAUCUCGGCCCGAGCAGGCCCACUACGUAGUUGGUGGCCAGCAGCGCUCCACCGUUAAGGGUAACGAUAGACAGGCUGACCGCGUUGUGCAGCUGCAGCAGCCUUUUGGCCGUGAGGAAUCGAGAUCCAACGAUAAUGCCCAGCACUUUCAGAUCCAACAGCUGCCUCAGCAGAUUCAACAGGAGCAGGAUCAGCAGCAGAUCCAGCAAAUCCAGCAAAUCCAGCAGCAGCAGGAGAUCCAGCAGCAGAAGCAGGCUCAGGCCCAGUCUCAGUCUCAGCCUCAGGCCCAACCUCAGGAGGCCGUUGCCGGUCUGCCUAUUGAAGUCAUCCAUGAUAGCACCGUUGCCAAGGCCCCUGUCAACGCACCCGUUCAGGCCCAGGUUCCCGCUCAGGUCCAGACACCCGCUGCUGUUGUUGGCAAGCAAGAGCCCAUUAAGCAAGCCAUUGUCCAGGGUACCCCUGCCGCUGUUGAAACCGCUGAUCCCGCUGCUGCCGCUGCCCACAUACCCAUUGCCCAGGGUGUUGCCCCUGUUGCCCAGGCUGCCCAGAAACCUUUGGUUGCCCAGAACGUUGCUGCUACCGACAACACUGUUCCAAUAACCCAGGCUGCUAUUAUUGCUAGAAUCCCACCUAUUGUCCAAGCCGCUGAGGCGGAAUUUGCGCAAACUACUGUUGCUGCCCAGGUUGCUCCUGUUUCCCAGGCCGCUAUCGCUGCCGCUCAGGCUGCUGCUGCUACCGCUGAGACUGCCAUUGCCGCCGCCCAGGCCGUGUCAGUUACUCAGGCUGCUGUUGCUGGUGCUCAGACUAUUGCCGCUGAGACCAGUGUUGCCGCCGUCACUGCCGGGACUGUUGUUGCUGCCGUUGCUGCUGAGGCAGCCGUUGCUGCUGAGGCAGCCGUUGCUGCUGAGGCAGCCGUUGCUGCUGAGACAGCUGUGGUUGCUGCCGAAAACAUUGUCACUGCUGGUAAGGCUAAGGUUGCUGCUGCCGCGCGCUCUGCUGCCACUGCUGCUGCUGUUGCCCAAACCACUACCGUUGCCGCCGCUCUGACUGUUGCCCCAAUUACCACCAGCGCUGCUGCUCAGACCCUCACUUUUGCUCCGGCUGCGCAGAAGAUUGGUGCUGAGGUUGUUGUCUCCGAGUCUAUUACUGCCACCGUCGUCUCUGACGCCAGCGAGUUGAGAGAGACUAGUAUUUCUAGAGAUGUCGGUGACUCUAAUGAGUCGAGUGAUGAGCUGUUGGAUGUAGCCGCGACCGCCGUUGCCUUGACAGAGGCUGUUGUCGAGACCACUCGUAAUUCCGAGGAGGACGCCACCAUUGCUUCCUUUAUUCAUGCCGAGUCGGCCAGAAUUGUUGCCCACAACAUCAACGCCUCGUCUGCUGUCAUUGCCGCCCAGAACUCAAUUGCUGCCGCCGCCCUGAUUGCCCAGAACUCCAUGUCAGCUGCCAUCCAGACUGCCGCCGCUGCGUUCUCUGCUGCUGCUCUCGAGGCUCAGGCUGCUGAGGUUGAGACCGCUGUCUCUCAGGCUGCUGUUACUCAAGCUGAUGUUGCCCAGACUGCUGCUGCUCAGUCAGUAGAGGCUCAGACCACUGUGCUUGAAAAGUCGGCUGUUAUCGCUAAGCCCGCUGUUGCCACUGCUACUGCUGUUGGUACUACCGCUGAUGUCGCUACCGUCACCGCUGUCCGUGAAGGCGAGGCCGAGAACCUGCCCGCUGGCGACAACGUGGCUGUUGAGGCUGCCCAGACCGUUGUGACCCACAUUCUCCAGGCGACCGCUGUUGCCACAGCCACAGCUACUGCCAACGCCGAGGUUAAGAACGAGAUUGUCACAAUUGUGGCUGCCGCCGUCUCCGCCGACAGUACCAACGUUGUCGCUCUCAAGUCGACCGUUGUACCGUCCCUGGCUGCCAUUGUUGCUGCCCAGAACACCGCCGCUAGCAGCACUGUGCUCGCUGCUGCCAAUUCCGAGGAGGCACAGUCAGCAACCACUAUCGUUGUUAAGGCUGUUGUGCCCACUGUUGUCUCAACCGUACCCACACCGCUCAAGAUGACCACCAUUGGUCAUGCUGUCGUCCCCUUUGACUCAAACCUCUUCGGUGACAUGAUUGCCGCUGCGACCACCCCGGCCGUUGCUAGCAGCACCGCUGCCGCCGCCGUUGUUGCACCUGCAUCCAUUUCUGUUGUUGCCGCUGUGGCCGCUGAGACUGUCUUGGCUGGUGGCGAUGAGCUCAACGAGGCAGUUGAUUCAGAGUCCACCAUCAAGGCCAAGGCUGAUGUUGCUUCAGUCAACACCCUGGCUGCUGACUCCGUCUCCUCGCCCAUACUGGCUGCAUCCCCCACCAACAUCAAGGUCCGGGCGACCGUUGCUGAUGACAAGGCGCACACGGUCAACACCGCUGCGUCGUCCUCCCACGCGUCCGCCGCCAGCAGUUCGGUCGAGUCCAAGGCCAAGCUUGGCAUGAUGAAGAACAAGUUGAACGAAAACACCGCUUCGUCGAGCAUCAAGGCCAUGUCGGGCAUCGCCAUGAUUAUGCCCUUUGUCGUCAACGCUCUCUUCUAAGUGUUCCUUAUUUUUUUGCUGCACAUGUAGCAAAAAAACUAAGACAUCUGCAUUUUUCCCCCGCACCUUUCAAAUGUUAUUUUUCUAUUUUUCAUCUUUCUAUCAUUUGCUUUUUUAUAAUAUUU
Messenger RNA from Kickxella alabastrina, 3166 nucleotides. RefSeq lists its product as uncharacterized. The transcript has a single exon. Bases 189 to 3041 code for a protein of 950 amino acids. NCBI's taxonomy places the organism in Eukaryota, Fungi, Kickxellomycota, Kickxellomycetes, Kickxellales, Kickxellaceae. The record is from RefSeq and is a predicted model, not a curated record.